Messenger RNA from Candidozyma duobushaemuli, 435 nucleotides. RefSeq lists its product as uncharacterized. NCBI's taxonomy places the organism in Eukaryota, Fungi, Ascomycota, Pichiomycetes, Serinales, Metschnikowiaceae. The coding region runs from base 1 to 435 and encodes 144 amino acids. The transcript has a single exon. The record is from RefSeq and is a predicted model, not a curated record.
AUGCUUCUGCCUGAUUUGGUUUCGAUCUUCGAAACGGCCAAAAGUCUCUCCAUAAGUAGCUCAAGAUCUCUCCAUACUCACCGUGAUGAUCCCGUCUUCGCCAACCCGUACCUCGUCUAUCGACCUCCCACCCCGGAAUACGGUGCUAUCGAUGCAGAAGAGCACGAAAACCAGCCUCCUGAAGACCACUUUUCAACCAAAGACCAAAAAUCCUUCCAUUUCUAUGUCCAGAUGGCCUCUCUAGAAGAGCGACAGGUUCAGAAGGAGUGUACCAAUGGUCCAGAACUCGAUGCAGCGUUCCAAAAUCGCCUUUUAAGAGGACUCUUCCUUGAGGUGUUUAGGAACCAGCAUAAGAUGUGGAAAAGAGUGUCAGAAAGGGAAGUAAUGGGUCACUACCUUCAUAUUCUCGACCCGCUUAUUGAGGAGACCGAUUGA